Molecule: messenger RNA, 3769 nt
Organism: Anguilla rostrata (American eel)
Lineage: Eukaryota; Metazoa; Chordata; Actinopteri; Anguilliformes; Anguillidae
Product: ORM1-like protein 3
Exons: 4
Coding region: 319-780 (153 amino acids)
Biological process (GO): ceramide metabolic process; intracellular sphingolipid homeostasis; sphingolipid biosynthetic process
Cellular component (GO): endoplasmic reticulum membrane
Source: RefSeq, a predicted model, not a curated record
GUGAUGACGUUUUGUGGUAGGUUUCAGCUGUGUUGUCACCAGCUGUUCGCAAAGGAAACAAAGUGACGGGGAAUAAAAUAGCAAUGCAUUUCGUAUGAAACGCAGUACAAAUGACAGAAAAUCUCAGAAGUCGCGCAAGGACUUGAGCAUACAUUGGAAUGAAAGAGAAAUUAAGUUUUGCGUAGUUGACUUUUCAAAUAUAAAAACUGAUUUCACAGUAGUUGCACUUUUAAGUAGUCUAGCGUUAGCUGGAUUGGUACGAAACGACUUUAACGUCUUCAGCGAGGAUCGCAAGUGCUAUCUCAGACACCGGGCGAGAUGAACGUGGGCACGGCGCACAGCGAGGUGAACCCCAACACGCAGGUGAUGAACAGCCGGGGCAUGUGGCUGUCCUACGUCCUGGGCAUCGGCCUGCUGCACAUCGUGCUCCUCAGCAUCCCCUUCGCCAGCGUGCCCGUGGUCUGGACCCUCACCAACCUCAUCCACAACCUGUGCAUGUACCUCUUACUGCACACGGUGAAGGGGACCCCCUUUGAGACCCCGGACCAGGGCAAGGCCCGCCUCCUCACACACUGGGAGCAGAUGGACUACGGCGUGCAGUUCACCGCCUCCCGCAAAUUCCUCACCAUCACUCCCAUUGUCAUGUAUUUCCUCACCAGCUUUUACACCAAGUACGACUGGGUCCACUUUGUGGUCAACACCGUCUCCCUGCUGACCGUGCUCAUUCCCAAACUGCCCCAGCUGCACGGGGUCCGCAUCUUCGGCAUCAACAAGUACUGAGGGGCCGGGGGCGGGCCCUCCCCUCCUGGAACCCCUCGUCUCCAAGGGCAGCCCCUCCCUUUGUGGCCCCUCUCCUUCUCCAUGAGUAGGACCAGGGACGAGGAGGCGGAGGAGGAGGCGGACAUGUCCACCGAUCCCCAGACUCUCAGCCCACCUGACGUGUCUCAACAUAAGGCUGCUUGCUCAGGGGUCGACGUCGCAUAGACACGCCAAGAGGGUUCAGACAAACAGACGAACUUCUGAGUUAUUUCGCAGUAUUUAUUGGCCUUGUUGGCAAAACGCACGUGUAGCAGCGGCUUUGUAGGGGAGGCGGUUUCUGAAAUUGGCUGAAAACCGCUGUGAUAUUUAUGGACGAAUCCCCAUUGCCGUCUUUUGAGUCUGUAGUCAUAGAAUACCACUGGGCUCACCCUAAAUCUACCAGCAGAGGUCACUGUCCAAUUCUUCCAUCACAACUGUUGUCCUUGCCUCCCUCUUGGUGAGCUCCUCUGCUCUCAUUGCUCUGGUGUUUAUUUCCUGUCUUCAACGGCUGAACCAGGAUCAGUUUACUCAUCCGUCAGUCUGAAUGUGACAAAAGUCGGCAAUGAACCUGGGUCAGUCCAAGCACAGUUUGUUUGCAUUUCAGGAAUGUGGGAGGAGCAACGCCUGUCUGCCAAAAGAGCAGCCGUGCAGUCCCCUACAGGAGAUAAUCCCACCCAUGCAGUCCCCUACAGGAGAUAAUCCCACCCAUGCAGUCCCCUACAGGAGAUAAUCCCACACAUGCAGUCCCCUACAGGAGAUAAUCCCACACAUGCAGUCCCCUACAGGAGAUAAUCCCACCCAUGCUGUCCCCUACAGGAGAUAAUCCCACCCAUGCUAUCCCCUACAGGAGAUAAUCCCACUCAUGCAGUCCCAAACAGGAGAUAAUCCCACCCAUAUAGUCCCUUGCAGGAGAUAAUCCCCAAUGCCCUCGCCAUGUCAUCACUCUUGUUUACUUGGUCAAUCUGGAGAAUGUCCAAUCUGCUGUGGCCACUUUAUUAAGCACAGUCCUGCUUUUAUCCUGGAGCAUCUCUGAGUGACUGGAUGGGUAUUCUUUCAUCGGUUUUUUCAACCGGCAGAGGGUCCCCACACAAUGAAGACGGCGCGCCGAGCGUUUGGCCAACGACCCAAUCAGAAUCUUUUUCUCAGCGCCGGCCUACCUCUGCCUCUCUUCCGCUGCUGCCCGCACAACUCGAAACGAUUUGUCACUUUUUUUCCCAUUUCUGUAGGGCUGAUUCCCCUGGUUUCAGCUGUCUGUCUUUCAGCCAGACUGCAAACGCGGCGAAUCCAUCGCCCAAACUUCACGCCGUUGUCUCGACUUGCAAACUUUAAGCUGAGAGCGGAUGGGAGUGCAAGACCUCCCCUCCAGAGCACGACUCACUGGGACUACUGAUUUCCAAUUUUUGUCCGAUUUACGGUUUUUUUUUUCUUUUUGUCAAGUCACUUUGAGAAUAUGGUACGUCACAUGGACUCCACGCACUUAAACUGUCACAGUCACAAGUGCACCCGGGAGAUUUUGACCUACAUGUUAGUGUGUUACAUUGAAAUGAGUGUAUAUUUACAUUAGUACCUGAGGAUAUAGCCAUAGAGACCUCGCAAAAAAAGGACCUGUACGCUAGCCUGUAUCUGGGUGCGGAGUACAUCUGCAGUUUUAGCAUGUUGGCUAAGUGCGCGCUUACCCUGUAGUGGUACUGGUCACUUAGUGUGUCCAGUCAGCUUGGCUUUCUCUGUCGUUAGAAGGCAUUUUAAAAGGGGAACUAAAUGUGCGCUGGGCUGGACAGAAACCAGCAGACGCCCUGGUCUUUUCAGCCAGGCCACGAAUUGUGUAAUAGAGGGAAGGCUUUUACUUAGUUGACAGUUUUACAAUUUUUAAAAACAAUUUCAUAGAACCUUCCAGCUGUUCUUCAAUCUGGGAUUUAUUUUGUGCCGUAUAGUUUUAUUACUGUGGAUUAUUUCAGACCAGCAGGUUUACACCUCUGUCGUUGGAACGGAUGUCCCUGCAGCCUCAGCCGAGUUCCACUGGCCCAGUUUCACUUGUGAAAUCUUGGCUGGGCUGCCCAGUCCGAUCUGCAGCACGAGCGUCCGUCUGUCAGCUCCUCCUGGAUGUCUGGCCGCGGUCUGAAUUCCGCACUGGAGCGCAUUGGGUUUUGUCACUGGGGUGAAAAUGAUGUAAUGCCGUAGCACUGUGUGGCAGUGAGAGUGAGGCCCCGGCGCCGACGGGCCGCUGGGCUCUGAACCGGGCCCCGAACCGGGCCCCGCGGUGUGUCCAGUGAGUCUGGUGCCUGUGCCCGGAGAGGUGGGGGCUCCUCUGCGGGGGAGGAGGGGUGGCUGGCACUAUACUGACAUUCCGGGAUUUUGGCAGUUCAUGUGCUUCAGUAGAUUAAAUGGCGAAAGCAAUGUAACCGUUGCAGCUAACGGGGUCAUUGAUGUGUGUUCUGUUUCGAGCUGGCUAAGUGGAAGACCUGUUGUAGCCAUGGCAGGGGGUAGGCGAUGAUCUUCUGGGCGGUCUCAUGUUGGUGAAGUCUGAUUGGUGCGUUCUGACCUUUUCAAGAAGAACAUCAUCACCUUUUGCAGGACUGGGUAUGCGGUUUCCGCAACUUAACUAAAUAGGAUGUAAAUUGAGAAAUCUCUUUACUUUGUAGGCCUAAAUCUAAGUACAAAAGUCUCUGUGUUCUCUGCGGCAAAUAUUAUUUGUAUUUGUGUUCUUCGUUGUGACUAAAUUAGAAAUGCGUAGGUACGGCAGGUUUGAGUCUUGGCUGUGCCACAUUAACUGUCUGGAAUCAGACCAUUGACUUGGUUACGGUGGCAUGACUUCUGGUCUCAUUACUGGAAAAAGCACUUAAACUCAGGGUCCUGACACCUAACAACGAUACCCGAGGAAGAAAUUAAUUCAUAAAUUAUUGUCUACCUGAUUAUUUAAACAGGUGUUAUUAUAGUAUAAUGUGAAUUAUUCAAAUCCACUUUAUUUUUUAUU